UCUGUUUGUCUCUGAAUCUCUGUCUCUGUCUCUCUCUCUCGCUGUGCUCUCGUGUCGAGUCUGUGUCCGUGUCUCUCUGCGAGUCUCUCUUUCAGUGUCGACUCUGUAUCUGCGGGUUUGUCUUCGUCUCUCUUCCGCGUCUCUCUCCGUGUGCCUGCGCGUGUCUCUCAAGAGUAUCUCUCCGUCUCCCCGUGCCUGCGUGUGAGUCUCUCUCUCUCAGAGUCCAGUAUCUCUGUGUCUCCGUGUGUCUCUCUCGGAGUCUCCGUGUCUCUCAAAGUCUCUCCCCGUGUAUCUCAAAGUCUCUCCCCGUGUCCCCGUCUCUCCGCCCGUGUCCCACUCCACUCUCCCAUCCUGGGCGGAGUCGCCUCACUCGGGGGCCCAAUGGGAGCCGCGGGGAGCGGCUGAUCCUCGCCUCGCACAGCCGCGGGGACUUCGGUGUCACCACUCGGGGGGGACUCAACGGGGUCCCCACGAACCCCCCUUGUUUUCCUCUCUCUCUCUCUUCACCAUGGCCGAACCCCCGAUCGACAUCGACCCCGAGUUCGAGCCCCUGAGCCGACCUCGCUCGUGUACGUGGCCGCUGCGCCGUCCGGACCUGUCGAUCAAGGAUGGGGACCCGGGCCAGCGGGGCUCGGAGGGAGCCGUCGAGGGGGUCGACGGAAGCGAGGGGACCGAGGAGGGGAUCGACGGAGCAAGCCCCAGCAGCGCGUCGCUACCGUGCGCGGGAGCGGGCCUCAAGAAGGGAUCUUCCCGGCGGAACGCGUGGGGGAAUUUGUCGUACGCGGACCUCAUCACGAGCGCCAUCGAGAGCGCGCCGGAGCACCGCCUCACGCUGGCGCAGAUCUACGAGUGGAUGGUUCGGAGCGUCCCCUACUUCAGCGACAAGGGCGAUAGCAACAGCUCCGCCGGCUGGAAGAACUCGAUCCGACACAACCUAUCUCUGCACAGCAAGUUCAUCCGCGUGCAGAACGAGGGCACCGGCAAAAGCUCUUGGUGGGUCCUCAACCCCGACGGCGGCAAGGGCGGCAAGUCCCCUCGGCGCCGCGCCGUCUCCAUGGAGACCAACGGCAGCAAGCUGGCGCGCAGCCGCGCCCGCGCCGUCGCCAAGAAGAAAGCGGCGUUGGGGGGCCCCGCCGCCGCCGCCGCCGCCGCCGCGGGGAAUUGCGGGGGGCCGUCCGCGGGGCCGCCGGGGGAGCCGGGCGCCCGCAGCCCCGGCGGCUGGGGGGGCGGCCCGUCCGGCGCGCUGGGCCCCGACGACUUCGACGCGUGGUCCGACUUCCGGUCGCGCGCCGGCUCCGCGGCCAGCGCCGGCUCGCUGGGCGGCGGCGGCGGGGGCCGCCUGUCGCCCAUCCCGGCGAGCCAGGAGCCGGAGGAGCUGCGCGAGGAGGGGGGGCCCGGGGGCGCGGGGCCCCCCUCCUUCGUGCCGACGCUCGACUCGAUGAGCCUGCACGAGCGCCUGCAGCGGCGCUUCGACGACGAGCUGAGCGAGGAGCUCAUGGACGAGCUGCUCGAGAGCCUCAGCGUGGAUCUGCCGCCCUCCGACCACGGCGCCGGCGCCUCGACCGACGGCGGCGGCUCGCCGCGCCUCCUCGCGGACGCGCGCGUGGCGCCGCCGACGCGCGACCUCGCGGCGGCGUCGCUGGACGCGAUGAUGCAGCACCGGCAGCAGCAGCAGCAGCAGCGCCGGCAGGCCGCGGCCGCGACGCCGGCCGGCGCAAUGGCGUCGCCGCAGCCGGGCUACGCGCAGCGGCAGCUCCACGCGGGGCCGGCGCGGUUCCUCGCCGCGCACCACCGCCUCGGCCCCGCGCCGACCGCGGGGCCGCUCGCGCAGAUCGCGAUGUCCGCGCCGGCUCCACACGGCUGCGUGUACGCGCCCUCGCCGCCGGGCUCGCAGCCGCCGCCGGCGCCGCCGGCGCGGCCUCACGUUAUGACGGCGCAGCCCGACGCGGCGCUCUCCGCUCACUCCUUUGGCCUGAUGCAGCGCAGCGCCAGCUACACCUUCGGCUUCGACAGCGCCGCCUUCCUCCCCGCAGACCCCUCGUGGUGCGGCGGUGGCGGCCCCGGUUCUCUGCAACAGCAGCAGCAGCAGCAGCACCACGCGCUGUUCACGCAGUCCCCGCCUGCGGACGCCGGCGCUCUCGACGGCCGGCGCUUGCAGGCCCUGAGCGCGACCCGCCCGUGCCCGGGACCCGGCUACAGCCCGGCCUGCGCCAGGCAGGACCACCACAGUUGCAAGCAGCUGGCGCUGCCUCCGUACCACGGCCCGCACGACCACCACCGGCACCACCAACAGCAGCACCACCAUAUGACGGCGCUCACACGGGGCCCUGUGUUCGGCAAGCCACCGUUCCAGCUGCCGGGCGGCGGUGGCGGCGGCGUCGAUUUCUCCAACCCGACGCACACCAUCCGCUACCGGCCCGCCUUCCCUUCCGCGUUCCCGGAGGCCACAGGCCCGCAAGGCCCCGCCACGCGGCCGCCCCAGCGCGGCCGCUUGCCGUGCGGCCCGGCCGACCGGGGCCUCUCCGCGGGCCUCCUGCCGCAGCUGGGGGAGCAGCCUUGCGGCGGGGCCCAGCCCAGGCUGCCCAGCGACCUGGACCCGGACAUGUUCGGCGGAGGCCUCGAGUGCGACCUCGACUCGAUGAUCCGGCACGAGCUCACGGAGGGCGGCGGCCUCCUGGACGUCGAUCUGGACACGUACGUGCAGGCCGCGGCCAGCGCGAGCCGCGGGGUGGCCGGCGGGGCCCACAGAUGGGUACCCGGGUGA
Molecule: messenger RNA, 2764 nt
Organism: Petromyzon marinus (sea lamprey)
Lineage: Eukaryota; Metazoa; Chordata; Hyperoartia; Petromyzontiformes; Petromyzontidae
Biological process (GO): regulation of transcription by RNA polymerase II
Cellular component (GO): nucleus
Molecular function (GO): DNA-binding transcription factor activity, RNA polymerase II-specific; RNA polymerase II cis-regulatory region sequence-specific DNA binding
Source: RefSeq, a predicted model, not a curated record